Nanorana parkeri is the source of this 2433-nucleotide messenger RNA. It is a transcript of the gene PRSS56, whose product is annotated as protease, serine 56. Gene Ontology annotation, molecular function: serine-type endopeptidase activity. Lineage: Eukaryota; Metazoa; Chordata; Amphibia; Anura; Dicroglossidae. The transcript is spliced from 17 exons. Gene Ontology annotation, biological process: proteolysis. Bases 9 to 2381 code for a protein of 790 amino acids. The record is from RefSeq and is a predicted model, not a curated record.
UGUCCGUGAUGUCAUUCCUGGCUCUACAGCAGAUUGACUGCGCUCCAAUAAGUAAGGAGCAAUACAGAUUACCAGUCAGUGUCCUGCAAGCUCUGUCUAACAAGGGAACUUUAAUUCUGGAAGUGGCACUAAAAACAGCUCUGCAGGCUCUGGAGGGGGCUGUUAAAGAGCACAAUCGUCGUCAGCUGGAAUGUAGAGGAUGCGUUCUCUGCCUCUUUCCUGAAUGUACUAGUCUCAGUGUACAAUGUAGAGAAAAAGACAGAGCAUCAGACAUGGAGCCAACCUGUAAAGAUCUCCUGACUGUGGAAAGUGAAUCUGAUGCAGUGGAAAGGAGUUGGGCAGUAAGCCGGCUGUGUGGCUUUUAUCAACGCUUCUGCUCUGAAGUGAACAGCACAUCACAAGCUUGCAUCAAGGCUAUGGCAGGGCAUUGCCAUCUCAAAAUUCAAGAGUGCAAAUUGGAAAGUGACAUGGAUUAUCUCAGUGACUCACCAGAUGAAGGAAGUUUAUUGACCUGUGGACGGACUAUAGCACCUGUCAUUAACAGUACUGGUCCCAAAGGUCGUAUAGUUGGAGGGAGUGUUACCUCACCAGGGUCUUGGCCAUGGCUGGUUAACAUUAGACUUAAUGGUGAGCUCAUGUGUGGAGGAGUCUUGCUGGGAGAUGUGUGGGUCCUUACAGCUGCACAUUGCUUUAAUGGGGAUGUAAAUGAAUUGCACUGGACAGUUGUUGUUGGAGAAUAUGAUCUCAGCAAGCAGGAAGAUGGAAAAAUGGUUUUCCAAGUGAACAGAAUUAUAAUUCAUCCUAAGUUUGACCAGAAGACAUUUAAUAAUGAUGUAGCCCUGGUAGAGCUGACAAAUAAAGUGAGAGCUUCUGAGAGAGCAAUACCUGUGUGUCUGCCUUCAGCACCUGUGGACCCUGCUCCUAGCACAAACUGCUACAUUGCUGGAUGGGGAUCUCUUUAUGAAGAUGGUCCACCCUCAGAUGUUGUCAUGGAAGCCAGUGUACCAGUCCUAAGUCAGGAAUCCUGUAUACAGACCCUGGGGAAAGAGAUGUUCACCAACACCAUGUUCUGUGCAGGUUAUCUUACUGGAGGCAUUGACUCUUGCCAGGGAGACUCUGGAGGACCUUUGACCUGCCAGGAUCCUUUAUCUAAGCAAUAUGUAUUGUAUGGAAUCACCUCCUGGGGUGAUGGCUGUGGAGAGAAAGGGAAACCAGGAGUAUACACUAGAGUAACAGCCUUCAUUGACUGGAUUGGAAGCCAGAUGAAAAAGUCAAACCCCACUCUAGAGCCUUCAUGUCUUGAGUUACGUGCAUUGAGUGAUAUUCAGCAAAAUAAUCACAAGUCAGAGAUCAACUCGGUCUGUUCUUUUUAUAAGCAGUCGUGUCCAGGUCCUCUUGGCCCAGAAGCUUGUACACGGCUAGCAGAGGAGAAGUGCAGACAGAAGCAGAGAAGAUGCGAGCUUCGAUCCUAUCUUCAGAUUCUACUAAAUUUGCUACGUAAGGCAGAAGACUCUUUGCGAAAAAACAUGGACUUUUUAUUCUUCACUCAGACCAUCCCACAGUUUAUGAAGCAAAUGUACAGCGACAUAUUUCCCUCUAGGGCUCGCAGAGACCUUCCAGAGCAGCAUUCGGCCUCGGAGGAGUUGAAUAAGAAUGGACAAACUGAUUUUGAAGAAUACAACAGGACAGAGACACAUUCUGGAAAUGAUACACACAGGAAACUACAGAGCACAGUGUUUGAUUCUCUUUUUUCAGAUAUGGGACCUGCUUUGGAUGAUUGGGUGUCUGCUCUUAACAGUCUGGCUUUUCCAGAGUCUGUGAAUUCACUAGAGGAGAAUGUAGAGGGCAAAGAAACACUAGGACUGGAGGAGCAGCUUUUACUGGAUAUAAAUGACGAUGAAGUGCAAGAGCUGAAAGAACAAGGAUGGCGGGCUAUUCACAGCCUGAAGUCACAUCUCAGAAGUGAAGGUGUUCUCAUAGACGAUCUUCCUGUUUCACAGAACCCUGCAGGAUCAAAUCUAGAACACCUAGUUCCUGAUCAUUCUCAACUGCAGAAAAGAGACCUCUCGAGCAUCAACAGAGAAAGGAAAGAAAACCAAGGUUGCCAGCACGUGGCAGAAGCACUUGGCGAAGUUGAGUCUGUUAAAGAGAAGUACAAGUGGAUCUUGCAAAUACCUGAAAGUGAGCUGUCAAUGAAGUUUCAGGAGAUCCUGGUGGACCUUGGAUCAAAGAAUGGGAAAGGCCUGUAUAGAGCUCGGGUUCAAGUUUGCGUGGCUGGGAAGUCCACAUCAUUUAUCAGCCUAGUUGGUCUGGAAAACAGCUCUUUUUACCGUACUAUGCCAGGACUCAUUGCUCUCUCAAUGGACACCUUGAAGACUUAAGAAACUCAAUGUAACAUCAAAUAACACAAAAAAGAAAACAAAGAUCAAAUUU